UCCCGUCCAACCGCUCUAGGCUGUCUGGAGGGAGAACUCAGUGACCCGCAACGCCGCACGAAGCCAGUAAAACCCGGACCGGGCAUCUCCCGGGCGCUUCUUCGCCUACUCAGAGUCCGGAGGCGGCGGGAGCAGGGCCUCCUUCAGCAGAAGCGCCCCAGAAAGCUGUGUGUUGACAAUGACAACCAAAAACAGUAACAGCAAAACUGUGACCCCUGCUCUUCGAAUAAGUCAGCUUGAUGCCCUUGAACUGAACAAAGCCUUGGAGCAGUUGGUUUGGUCCCAGUUUACGCGAUGUUUUCAUGGAUUUAAACCUGGACUCUUGGCUCGCUUUGAACCAGAGGUUAAAGCAUUUCUAUGGCUUUCUUUGUGGAGAUUCACCAUCUAUUCCAAGAAUGCAACAGUGGGACAGACUAUUUUGAACAUUCAAUACAAGAAUGACUUAUCCCCGAAGCAAAAAUACCACACACUGAGUAAACAGCAGAAAUUAUGGUAUCUUAUUUGCACUGUUGGUGGUAGGUGGCUAGAAGAAAGGUGUUAUGAUUUGUUUAGCAGUCGUCCAUUGGAGUCUUUCCAGAAGACCAAGUAUUUCAUUAAUUUAGCAGUUGGACUCCUCAAACUUGGUGAAUUGCUGAAUUUCCUGGUUUUUCUUCAAAAAGGAAAGUUUGCUACCCUUACUGAGCGUAUUUUAGGGAUCAGGUCUGUGUUCUGUCAGCCACAGAGUGUUCGUCAAAUUGGAUUUGAAUACAUGAACAGAGAACUUUUAUGGCAUGGGUUUGCUGAAUUUCUCAUUUUUCUUUUGCCUCUUAUGAACAUGCAAAAACUCAAACUCAGACUUUCUUCAUGGUUUUCAGCUGUUGUAGGAUGUUCCAAUAAGGGAAGUUCUUUGGCAGCAGGUAGCAAGGAAUGUUCUCUCUGUGGAGAAUGGCCAACUAUGCCUCACACCAUUGGCUGUUCACAUGUUUUUUGUUACUACUGUAUUAAAAGUAACUACUUACUUGAUAUGUAUUUUACCUGCCCCAAAUGUGGCCUAGAAGUGCAUGAUCUGCAGCCAUUAAAAUGCAAAAUAGAAAUGAAAGAUGUGUACACACAGUAGCCUUUGUGAGGCUUCCUCCAAACCCCCAUUAUGAAAUCGACAGAACUCCUGUACAGUGAUACUUUAAAUGGAUUGUUUUAGUAAAGUUCACUAUGCCACAAACUGGUAAGCUGCUUUGCGUUACUCCAUCUAGUGCUUCACCUACAUGGUGGUAUUACGAGAAUGCUGUAACCUGAUUUGAAAAUUCUCCGGACCCAGUUCACAAACCUCACUGUGAUGACAUGAUCCUCCAGAACCAUUGUGCCAGUUUGACUUGGGAUGUUUCACAUCCACUUGCAUAGGAUAUUUAACACAACAUUACCUUGUACUAUACAAGUACACAAUAUGAACUGCAGCGUAUCAGUAAGGAAAGGGCCUUUGAGAACCAGCACAAAGGAACCUGCAUGGCGCUACAGAAAUCCCAACUCUGACAAAACCUGCAUCCUGAUCCCAAAACAUCCUGAUCUCCCUAUAGCUGGCAUGUGCUUUGCCAGUAGCCACGUGACCACAUUGUCCUGUCCUGCCCAUGAUAAGACAUGGAUAGAAAGUGAGUGAGGCAGAGAUUCUAAAUUUGACCCACCCCCUUCACUACAAUGAAGUUUGUGGAUUGUACCCUUAAUUCCUAAACUCCCAGCUAAAGAAAACAGUAAGCUCUACAAUAAAACAAUCUUGCAAUGUAAUUCUGUAAGGAAUCACUCCAGUCUAAGCUGGUUGACUGAUGUAACUAUAUAUAAAAUUGUAUUCUUCUUCACACAGUACUGUCAUAUUUCAGAUUAAAUUGACUGGGUUUCCUAGAGGUUACACCAAAUCUAGUCCAAAAUUAUGUAGCCUGAUUGUGAGUAAGUGUUGGAUAUGCUGCUUCCAAAAGCUAGAGUGUUAUGAGUAAUGCAAAAUUUUGGUCAAAAUCAGACAAAUAUUAUACAAAUAUUUUCUUAGAUCCAGGUUUUCAAGGAAGAGGAAGUUAAAUUUUCUCUAUUGACUUCCUCAUGCUCCCAACAGUCUUAUUGAUUCACAGUUCUGUCCUUGUAGUUCUGUGUUAGUGACAAACAUUGAAGAUUGUCAUAAAUGACAAUACUGAUAGCAAGGAACUCCCUGUUCAGCAGUUGCUUUCCUCAAAAGUAACAUUAUAAAGAAGAUAAAACUGUAGUCUUGACUUUCUUCCUGUUAAAUUGGAUUUAAGUUGGAUCUUAAUUCCUAUUGUGUACAGUAUUCCAAUAGCUGACAAUGGUAACCUAAGAACUUCUAGACUUGAUGAGCUAAACAAAAGGUGACUGAAUAAAAAAAAAAACUUUUCAUGUGAAAUCUUGCUGUAAAGUUUAUUUUUCAUCUAAAAACUCUGUACAACAAAGAAUUGAAAACAAUGGUCUUUAAAUUUUGAUCACCCUUGGACAUAUUGGCCCACGUUAGUAUUUUGUAAGCACCGGCCUGUAUCCUAUUACUCUGCCCAUCGACGUCUGAAGCAAUC
Eublepharis macularius is the source of this 2540-nucleotide messenger RNA. RefSeq names its product peroxisomal biogenesis factor 2 (gene PEX2). Gene Ontology annotation, molecular function: zinc ion binding. Gene Ontology annotation, biological process: protein import into peroxisome matrix. The record is from RefSeq and is a predicted model, not a curated record. NCBI's taxonomy places the organism in Eukaryota, Metazoa, Chordata, Lepidosauria, Squamata, Eublepharidae. The coding region runs from base 179 to 1096 and encodes 305 amino acids. Gene Ontology annotation, cellular component: peroxisomal membrane. The transcript is spliced from 2 exons.